Molecule: messenger RNA, 1612 nt
Organism: Abrus precatorius (Indian licorice)
Lineage: Eukaryota; Viridiplantae; Streptophyta; Magnoliopsida; Fabales; Fabaceae
Product: novel plant SNARE 13
Exons: 10
Coding region: 394-1203 (269 amino acids)
Biological process (GO): vesicle fusion; retrograde vesicle-mediated transport, Golgi to endoplasmic reticulum
Cellular component (GO): Golgi apparatus; endoplasmic reticulum membrane; SNARE complex
Molecular function (GO): SNARE binding; SNAP receptor activity
Source: RefSeq, a predicted model, not a curated record
ACACAAAGAAUAAAUAAAAAAUAAAUUAUCUGACAGCGAUUUUCUCUCUCUCUCUCUCUCUCUCUCUCUCUCUUCUCACUUCUCUCUUCUCUCUUCUCUCUUCUCGCUCACAGGUCCAACUUCCUCGUUGUGUUGUUGUGUUGAGUUGUGUUUGUUUGUGUUUGUGUUUGUGUUUGUUUAUGUGUUGUGUUCUCUUUCUCAUUAUUCUUUUCCACGCAUUGCAAUUGCAAAUUUUAAACUGAUUCAGAAUCUGUCACAUUCUCUUUCUGCAUUUUGGAUCCCCUUCUGGGAAAACUCAAUACUAUGCACAAUCGUUCUCUGUGAACGAGUUAGGGUUUCUCUCCGAUAUUCGAUUCAUCUUUUUUGGCCGGGAUUUUGGGGGCUCCGGCACACAUGGCCACCAACUUGCAGAUGACCCCUCAGCUGGAGCAGAUCCAUGGUGAAAUUCGCGACAAUUUUCGAGCCCUCGCAAAUGGCUUCCAAAAGCUGGAUAAGAUCAAAGAUGCCAAUAGACAAAGUAAUCAGCUGGAAGAACUCACUGGGAAGAUGCGAGAGUGCAAAAGGUUGAUAAAGGAGUUUGAUCGUGAACUUAAAGAUGAAGAGGGUAGGAAUCCCCCAGAAGUGAAUAAGCAACUCAAUGAUGAAAAACAAUCAAUGAUCAAGGAGCUUAACUCAUAUGUUGCUUUGAGAAAAACGUACAUGAAUACCAUUGGUAAUAAAAAACUUGAACUUUUUGACAUGGGAGCAGGUGCUAGUGAACCUACAGCUGAAGACAAUGUUCGGCUGGCAUCAGAAAUGUCAAAUCAAGAACUUAUCAAUACUGGGAUGAAGACAAUGGAUGAAACUGAUCAAGCUAUUGAGAGAUCUAAGCAGGUUGUCCAUCAAACAAUUGAAGUUGGCACACAAACUGCUGCUACUUUGAAAGGCCAAACUGACCAAAUGGGUCGUAUUGUUAACGAGCUUGAUUCAAUUCAGUUCUCAAUUAAGAAAGCCUCCCAACUUGUUAAGGAGAUUGGUAGACAGGUAGCUACAGAUAAGUGCAUCAUGCUUUUUCUGUUCCUUAUUGUCUGUGGUGUAAUUGCCAUAAUUGUCGUGAAGAUUGUGAAUCCUCACAACAAAGACAUUAGGGACAUUCCAGGAUUGGCGCCUCCAGUUCCCACCAGGAGGCUUUUGUAUGUAAGAACUGGGGAUCAAUUCGAUUAAUAAUUCUUAUAUUUGAACAAGAGUUAUGUCCAUCCUAGUCCUGCCAACUUAAUUCUUGGUUCUUAUUGAUGGGAAAUUUAGAGGAUUGUUGUCUGGAGGAGUUAUUUUGGUUCUUCAAUUAAUUAUCUAUCUUACAUAUCCUGUUUGUGAUUUUAUGUAAAUCACACGAGAGCCUUCUUCUUUUCUUUGAGUGUCAUGUUUCUUUAUGUAACAUUCCAAAAGUGUAGGGCUAGAGAGAAAGUUAUACUGUGAAUUUCGUGGUGUAUAUGUCUAAUUGAAAGGAGAUUUAUGCCCGUACCCCUUCUUAAUUUUUGAUAUCUGUAAUCCUACGCACAUAUUGAAACUGUCUGCUGGAUUGGUUUUGUAAAUUACAUUUAUUCAGUUGUGCUUGCAGAUGUUCAUAUUUUCU